CUUCUGGAUCUACUAAUAAAGUAGAAAAUAUGAUUCAAGAUUUAACCAAUAGUUUUAAAAUUUUAAGUCUUAAUUUGAUCCAACAAAUUAACAAAAAAGAAGCUUAUACUGUUGAAAGUAGUUAUAAUCCAACUAAUCAGAAUCAAGAAAGAAAUAGAAAAAUCGUUCAAACUGAAGUAGAGAUUUUAGAAGAAGAUCCAGAUCAGGACCUCAAAAUUAUAGAAGAAAUCCAUCUAGAAGUCAAGAAAGAUACUGAAAAAAUACUCAAGAUUAUAAUCAAUAUGAUAGAAACAAAUCUAGAGAUUAUAAUCAAUAUGAUAGAAGCAGGUUUAGAAGUCAGUCUAGAGACUGGGAAGUCUAAUACUCUUUUAAAUAAUACUAGUAUUAGAGAAGCCUUAGCAAAUUAUUUGCAAGGUAACUCCAAUAUUGUAAAUCUGGUACACUCUAAUAGACUACGAACUAUUCCUGUAAAGUGUCAAACAACUAUUCAUAAUAAACUAUUUACUGCUAUUAUUGAUAGUAGAGCUACUAUUAGUAUGAUUACCCAACAAGCUGCUAAAGAAAUUAGAUUAGAAAUAGAUACUUCUUCUAAUAGUUUAAUUUUAUUUACACUUGGAAAACAAAUUAGACCUCUAGGUGUUAUUAAAAAUAUUUCUGUAGAAAUUGCAAGAAUUACUAUUUCUAGUU
Racocetra persica is the source of this 687-nucleotide messenger RNA. NCBI's taxonomy places the organism in Eukaryota, Fungi, Glomeromycota, Glomeromycetes, Diversisporales, Gigasporaceae. The record is from the annotation of a GenBank genome assembly.